GAUUUUGUACCCAUCUUCUUGUAUCUGUUACUGUUUGGGCACCUGGAUACGUUUAGUACGAUAAAAGUAGCCUCCACAGAGGUCGCGAGCUUCACUACCCAUGCUCAUCAUGAAAGGGUGUCCAGUGCUGGUUGUCGCUUUAUUUGCGCUGUGCGCAGUGGCUGAACAAGAAGACAAAGAAAAGAGAGUUAUUUACCCGGGGACUAAGUGGUGUGGCGCUGGGAACAUUGCAGACAGCGACUCAGACCUAGGCCACCACCGAAUGACAGACGCAUGCUGUCGCACGCACGACCGCUGCCCCCAUAGUAUUCCACCACUGCAGGUUUCAAAGACAUACAAUUACUUCAACUUUCGCCCCUACUCAAUCUCCCACUGCAAGUGUGACCAGGCGUUCUAUGCCUGCCUAGCGAGUGUGGGUUCCAACGCCGCCAAGGAUGUCGGGAAGGUGUUUUUUAACAUCUUGAAAGUGCCAUGUUUCAUACCGUUAUCCAGUGAAGAUUGUUAUCAUGACUGGAGUAAUUGGUUUAAAUACGUUUGUAAACAAAAUAUUUCCUUGAAAGAUGCAAAGGAAUUUUAAACUACGAUUGCGUUACAUAUUGGUUGCUGUAGAAUAGGGGUAAUGAAAAAUAAAUGUUAACAUUGAAACCAGUGAAUUAAAACUAAGGGAAAUUAAUCACCUGUUAACGCU
This is a messenger RNA of Nematostella vectensis (starlet sea anemone), 688 nucleotides long. Its product is annotated as phospholipase A2 isozymes PA3A/PA3B/PA5-like. Gene Ontology annotation, molecular function: A2-type glycerophospholipase activity. Gene Ontology annotation, biological process: phospholipid metabolic process; arachidonate secretion. The record is from RefSeq and is a predicted model, not a curated record. NCBI's taxonomy places the organism in Eukaryota, Metazoa, Cnidaria, Anthozoa, Actiniaria, Edwardsiidae. The coding region runs from base 101 to 577 and encodes 158 amino acids. The transcript has 2 exons.